This is a messenger RNA of Prunus armeniaca (apricot), 2031 nucleotides long. Lineage: Eukaryota; Viridiplantae; Streptophyta; Magnoliopsida; Rosales; Rosaceae. The record is from the annotation of a GenBank genome assembly.
AUGAAGAGGCAAAGAACCAUUGUAACAUUCAACAGCAACAUGAACAACAACAACAACCAUCUGUUCCAUUUUCUCUCAGAGGAAAUCAUAUUCAUAAUCCUAGACUUUCUUAACCAAAACCCAAUUGACAAAAAGGCUUUCUCUUUAGCCUGCAAAUCCUUCUACGCCAUAGAAGCCAAGCACCGCAAGAAGCUCAAGCCUUUACGCUCAGAGCACAUCCCAAAAGUCCUUAACCGAUACCCACAUGUCUCCCACAUCGAUCUCACGCUCUGCCCUCGAAUCACAGACACUUCUCUCACCACCAUCUCAAAUGCGUGCAUGUCUAGCCUCCGGUCAAUCGAUCUUUCAGGGUCCAAUUGCUUUUCAGGAACUGGGUUGCUGAGUUUGGCCUUGAAUUGCAAGAAUCUGGUGGAGAUCGACUUGUCAAAUGCCACUGAGCUCAGAGACUCUGCGGUUGCGGUUUUGGCUGAAGCAAAGAACUUGGAGAAGCUUUGGUUGGGGAGAUGUAAGCAGAUCACAGAUAUGGGUGUUGGGUGUAUAGCAGUUGGGUGUAGGAAGCUGAGAUUGAUUAGCUUGAAAUGGUGUCCUGGUGUUGGUGACUUGGGGGUGGGAUUGCUUGCUGUCAAGUGUAAAGAUAUUCGAAGUUUGGAUCUCUCUUACUUGCCGAUCACAGACAAAUGCUUACCAUCGAUCUUCAAGUUACAAUAUCUUGAAGAUUUGGUUCUAGAAGGAUGCUUUGGUAUCGAUGAUGACAGCCUUUCAGGCCUCAAACAUGGGUGCAAGUCGCUUAAGAAACUUGACAUAUCAAGUUGUCAGAACAUUACUCAUGUUGGGUUGUCCUCUCUAACUAGCGGCAGCGGUGGAUUUCUAGAGCAAAUCAUAUUGUCACAUGGCUCUCCUGUGACUCUUGCUCUUGCCGAUAGUUUGAAAAAGCUUCCAAUGUUGCAGUCAAUCAAGUUAGAUGAUUGCCCGGUUACCUAUGCUGGACUAAAAGCCAUCGGAAACUGGUGUGCGUCGUUAAGGGAGCUGAGCUUAAGUAAAUGCGCAGAGGUGAAUGAUGACAGUCUCUCCUCCCUUCUGACAAAACACAAGGAUCUGCGGAAGCUGGACAUCACAUGUUGCCGAAAGAUAACUUAUGCUUCUAUUGACCACAUUACAAAUUCAUGCACCGCACUCACUUCUCUUAGGAUGGAGUCAUGUACCCUGGUUCCUAGAGAAGCAUUUGUCCUCAUUGGACAGAGAUGCCAAUUUCUUGAGGAGAUUGACAUAACAGAUAAUGAAGUAGAUGAUGAAGGUCUGAAGUCCAUCUGUAGAUGUUCCAAUCUCUCCAGCUUAAAACUAGGAAUUUGCCUGAACAUUACUGAUGAGGGAGUUGCAAACAUUGGAAUGUGCUGCUCGAAGCUUGUAGAGCUCGAUCUAUACAGGUGCACAGGAAUUUCAGAUUCAGGCAUUUCAACUGUUGCAAGUGGUUGCCCUGGACUCGAGAUGAUUAAUAUAGCCUACUGUAAAGACAUUACCGAUAGUUCAUUAAUCUCAUUGUCAAAAUGCUCAAGCUUGAACACCCUUGAAAGCCGAGGAUGUCCUCUUAUCACAUCUUUGGGUCUAGCAGCAAUUGCUGUGGGAUGCAAGCAGCUGGCCAAGCUGGACAUAAAAAAGUGUUCCAGCAUUGAUGAUGCUGGGAUGAUUCCGCUUGCUCAUUUUUCUCAGAACCUUAGACAGAUUAAUUUGUCAUAUAGCUCUGUUACAGAUGUGGGGCUGUUAUCCUUAGCCAGUAUCAGUUGCCUACAGAGCUUAACCAUCUUACACUUGAAAGGCUUGAGCCCUAGUGGGCUGGCAGCUGCUUUAUUAGCCUGCAGGGGGCUAACAAAAGUAAAGCUCCAGGCAACCUUCAAGACACUGCUACCGCAAGCUCUUUUCGAACAUUUAGAAGCACGUGGUUGCGUGUUUCAGUGGAGAGACAAGUUCUUCCGAGCUGAACUCGACCCUCAGUGUUGGAAAAUACAGUUGGAAGAUAUCAUGCAAUUGCAAUGA